ACACGCAGAACUUCUCAGAUGACAUUAUUUCGAAACGUAACUCAGGAAGCCUAAAUUUAAUGGAUGAAAAAUUGCAUACAAUGGUAUUCAAAACCAGUGGAUAACCGGCCCAUACAAAAGUGUGAUUUACGGAUCAGUAAUAGCUCCCGCACAAAAAGAUUGCGCUAAUUGGUUACCACUACAAUAACUACCUUUAGGUGGGGUACAGUCCGUUCUAAUUAAAUUACCAUCAAUCACGACGACAGCUCGGUACUUUCUUGUGUUACAGAAGGGAGAUUUGGAUUACUAAUCAGUUGCAUCUCUUAGAUAAGUCACAUAACAAGCAUACGACUUCUACUGUGCACAAUUUUUUCUUCAUUACAUGUCAACACUGGAGUUUUAGAAGUACUUUGCUCAAAGGUAUGACCUUUUUUACGCUCUUUUCGAAAUGGUGGUUAAAGAACUCGAUAUGCGAGCCUCACGGUCAAUAGUCCUGCUUUCCUGAGUUAUAAAAGUUUCAUCUUCCGACUUCCUGAUUUUUGUAAUGGCGCUAAAUCAAGUUAACGUAAGCUUCAUGUUUUAUACCUUCUGCGAAAGGUACGCUUGUGAACAAGUGUUCCUAUUUUCUCUUCUGUUUUACCUCGCUUAAAGAGGCCAAAAUCCAUCUCCAGGCUCGAUAGCUUGUUUAUAUAAGCUUAUCAUAUGAAACAAUGCAAUAAUUCUUGAAUUCUGAAUGGCCGAGCCAUGGGAAUAUUACAAUGUGGCCCACUUAGUAAAUUGUAUACAAAAUAAUCGCAUUAAAAUACCGUUUAAGACCCGUUUUUCACAAUGUAGGUGCAUUUUAUAUUUAUUUGUUGGGUGAAUGCCGCAACUGGUAUUUUCAUCACUAUAACACUAUUUUAAUGUGGAAGAAAGCGUCACUCUCUGGAUCAUACAAAAUACCUGGCGAUCAUUCAUUUAAACUUAAGACAAAUUAAGAAAGGAAAUUUCGGAUUUCUCGCUUAAAACAGAAGUGGAAAUUAUCACAGCAGGCAAAAAGCCAUUUUCCCAACGUGACAUUUACCAGACAACUUAACCGAAGUAACAAAAACCCGCACGACACCUCUUGAGAUUAAAAAUCCAUGUGAUGUUCUCACAAAAGCAUUAACAUUAAUCACUAGUUCAGUCUCCUCUUGUUGUAUUUUCCAGUGCGGCUACUGAGAGGUAGGCAACGUUGACCGUACUUUAUCGUUGAUCUGAAGUAAACGUCACACGAUGGACUUAACAUCAUCAUUUUCAAUCGACAAUAUAUUAAGAAGUAAUCCAUCUUCGAGAAAUGCCAGACAGAUGUUUGAUGAACCGAAGGCACCGCAGGCUCUCACAUUAGCAGAGCGCUUGGCAGAUAUAAUCCUAGAGGUACAUUACAGCUCUACAAGGGGAAAACACCGACGUUCUCGCACAGCUUUCACGUAUCAACAGCUUCAGCUUCUUGAAAACACAUUCACAAAGACACAUUACCCGGAUGUGGUUAUGAGGGAACAGCUAGCAACUUGGACAAAUCUUCCAGAGUCAAGGAUUCAGGUUUGGUUUAAAAACAGACGAGCAAAGUACAGAAAGCAAGAAAAAGUAACAAAAUUCCCCAAGCCAAGCAACCAUAGCAGCACAUCUUACAAAUCAGAUAACCAUGUCAAAAUCAGCAUUCAUGAUACAACUGGGCGAACUUCUAUUCCUGUUCCUCCAAGUAUCGCCAUUGGUGGGGAGACCCCAUCGGCAGAAACAAGAGAAGUAGCGACUGCACUUGGAUCAAGAGCGAGCCCUGGACGGAAUUCAAAAGAAGCUGCUCAGGUGUUUUCCCACCAAAGACAGCCGUACACUUUUAAACAAUAUCCUGUUAGGCAGUAUGAUACUUCCUGGCAUUUUUCCAUGCCAAGCACAUACACAUCAACUCAUGAUUGCUCUCUCCAUGGUUGCCGUGGUAACGAAGUCGAUACGAGUGGAGGUCAAAAGGAAUUGAAUUCACGCUGUAUAAGGAAACCAACUUCAUCUAGUGUUGAUCUAUGGCGUUCUCAAGCAGGAUUACGAAAUGGCAGUUGCUCAGGUCCUGUCGGCUGCAGGCCGUAUUAACCCUUCUAUGAAUAUGACGUUCGCUUCUGUAUAACCCUUUUAAUAACAUGUUUCCGUUAUCCUAUUACCUAUGAUUCCAUGAAGAAAUAACUAAUUUGACUGGAUAAAUGAAGCCAUUAAAGAGCGCCUUUAAGUUAACCAUGGACACAAACAGACGGAAAAAUUGUUCUCUCGAACUAUUGAGGUUCCUUUUUCGGUACCGAUUUGUUAUAUUCAACCGGUUAACUGUCACUGAAAAUCGUAGAAAAUCAGGCUGACAUAAUUUCAUUGCUUGAAUGACAAUUACGUCUAGGGCAAGGUUUCCGUGGACAAAACUGAAAUUUGAAAUGAACAAUUUGAACACUUCUUGUUUAACCUUCAAUGUUUGAAGCUGCGUCUUGUACUGAUAAAAGUAGAUUAAAAUGACCAAACGAAAGAAUAGAAGAAGAGAAGAGUUCCAAAAAGUUAUUCCUUCUGAUAAAGAUCACUUGAGUUCAGUUAAUGUCUUUCUUCUGGCUUUUCUUCAUGUCACAAUUGUGACAAAGCUCACGGAGACAAAAAUCAAUCCAUGUCAAAAACCGGGCUUUAAAAUUUGUUGCGUUAUAUGUAUCUCUUAAC
Pocillopora damicornis (cauliflower coral) is the source of this 2679-nucleotide messenger RNA. RefSeq lists its product as uncharacterized. NCBI's taxonomy places the organism in Eukaryota, Metazoa, Cnidaria, Anthozoa, Scleractinia, Pocilloporidae. The record is from RefSeq and is a predicted model, not a curated record. Gene Ontology annotation, biological process: regulation of transcription by RNA polymerase II. Gene Ontology annotation, molecular function: RNA polymerase II transcription regulatory region sequence-specific DNA binding; DNA-binding transcription factor activity, RNA polymerase II-specific.